AUGCGCACCGCGCUCGGGCGCGUUCGCGAGCGCGCGCGGCGGUUCGCCACCGAUGCCGCGCCCGCGUUCGCGACCGCGGUCGCCGGUCAACCCACCGCGGAGACGCACCCACACGUGAUUCGCGCGCGCGGCGACCUCACCCCAGGGGUCUCGCGCGCGGCGUACGCCGAGCGACGCAACGCGCUCGCCAGGGCGCUCCCGCCGCGGUCGUGCGCGAUAUUGACGAGCGCUCCAGGGUUGAAAUUCCCGGGAACGGUGAUCCCGGCGGGACGGUACAGACAAGACGCGGACUUUGGGUAUCACACGGGCGUGACGCAAGCCGAGUGCGUAGCCGUCGUCGAACGCGGAGAGUCCGAGCGUGACGUCACGUAUACGUUGGUCGUUCCCGAGUUCUCGGAGCGGUAUACGACGUGGGACGGUGAGAGAAUCAACGCGGCGGCGGCGGAGAGCGUGUUCGGGGCGGAUGAGGCGUACGAGAACGGCGAGCGGGCGGUGGGACGCGUGGCGGACGCGAUGCGACGCGCCGUGUGCGGGGUGUUUGUGGACGUCGAUAAAGUGGACGAAGAUUGCGAGGUGGUGAGAAGAGCAAUGUCAGCGGUAGCUCUGCACGCUCGAGAGCGAGAUGGAGUUCGUCCUCUACGAGGCAUCGCGCACAGGCUGCGGUGGAAAAAGAGUGAGGAGGAGUUGGAGUUGUUAAAGAGGAGCGUAGAUUUAGAUGUUCGUGCGUUCGUGCGGGCGUUUCAAACGAGCGAGGUGGGUCAAACGGAGGCAGCGGUCAUGGCGCAUCACGAGGCGGAGAUCAGAAUAGGUGGUGCCGAUCGUUUGGCGUACCCAUCGGUGGUCGCCUCAGGCGCAGGCGCGUGCGUCGUGCACUAUCAUCAGAACGACAAGAUGCUCGAAGAAGGCGAUCUUUUGCUCAUGGACGCCGGUUGCGAGCUCAAUGGCUAUGUGAGCGAUAUCACGCGCACGUGGCCUAUCAACGGGAAGUGGACGCAGGCGCAGCUAGACGUGUACUCAGUCGUCCUCGAGGCGCAUCAGGAGUGCCUUCGAGCCUCGCGCGCGGACGGCGAUACCUCUCUCAUGGACAUCCAUCGGCUCUCCAUAGACAUCCUGGCGAAGGGUUUAGCUAAGCUCUUACCACACACGUCGGCAAAGAGACUCAUUCGUACUGGAGAGUACGCCAAGUAUUAUCCCCACUCGGUCGGUCACUGGCUUGGAAUGGACACGCACGACGUGCCAUCCAUUUCCGUGUCCACUCCGUUCGAACGCUCGGUCGCUUUCACGAUCGAACCUGGAUUAUACUUCGCCCCCAGCGACAUCACCAUCCCCAGAGACCUUCGCGGGAUCGGGGUCCGGAUCGAAGACGACUGCUUCAUCGACGCCUCUGGCGACGCCGUCAGUCUCUCCGCCAAUCUGCCCGUCGACCCCGACGCCGUCGCCGCGCUCGCUUCGUCAACCUUUUUUAGACCCCUGUAG
Molecule: messenger RNA, 1476 nt
Organism: Ostreococcus tauri
Lineage: Eukaryota; Viridiplantae; Chlorophyta; Mamiellophyceae; Mamiellales; Bathycoccaceae
Product: Mitochondrial substrate/solute carrier
Exons: 1
Coding region: 1-1476 (491 amino acids)
Cellular component (GO): mitochondrion
Molecular function (GO): manganese ion binding; metalloaminopeptidase activity
Source: RefSeq, a predicted model, not a curated record